AUUAAAUGUUUGGAAGUUUAUUCAUAUUCAUAGCAUUAGUCUAAAGUAAAAUCAUUACAUAAACAUUCUCAUUAAAAUAAUUAGCAAAAAUGGAUUACAUUCCAUUAAGUAGAUUUGGUAGUCGGGGAAUUGUAAAUUAUCAAAUAUCGUAUCAAUUUGACAUUUAAUAUUUAGGUCUCGAGUCCUUAAUGUUCCAUAAGAUUUUGAAGGUGAAAGAUUAACAAUUGCUUUUGAAUUUUUUUAAUAAGAUAAAUGGGAAUCUGCUUAAUCUAAAUCAGAGUGCAGUAGAAGAGAUAUUGCAAAUAGAAUUAUAUAUUAAACAAUCGAGGUUGAUUCUUAUUAAGAGAUGUCAAUAUUAAAUGGACAAUUAACUUAUGGCAGAUAUCAUAAUGUUUGGUUAGCAAAUUUCAAUAAUUGUGAUCAUAAACUUGAAAAGAUGUUUUCUUAAGAGACAAGAAAUAUUUAUUUGGAAAUAUCUAUCUGGUUAUAUGAUGUAGGAGGAUAAGAAUUCUCUUUAGAAGAGCAUGGAUUAUUUAGCAUUGUAUCUAUUUUAGCAUUACUAACUCUCAUAGGAUUUUAUUAUAAUUAUAGAGUCUAUAAAAAAGAAUAGGAUAAAUAUGGAGAAAAAGACUAUGCUCUACUUUUUGUCUUAAUCAUUAUUGGAUUAGAGGCAUUAUAGAAUACUCUUAAUUUUUUUAAUCUUUUAGUCUAUAAUAGUAAUGGUAGAGGAAUAAGUGCAUUUCUUAUUACUUCAGAAAUUAUAUAAUCAAUUGAUAACUUUUUACUUAUGCUUUUAUUAAUAUUAAUUGCUUGGGGAUGGACAAUUGAAUUUAUGAAUUUUUAGAUUGAAACAAAUUUUUAUUUCCCUUUGAUUUUCAUUCUAGGGAUUAUUUAAACAAUUUUUGCUGUUUUAGGCAAAUUUCUAAGUAAUUAGACUUAAUUCCAUAUGUAUGACGGUUGGGUUGGAUAUUCUAUUAGUGUUAUUUAUCUUUUGUUAGCCCUAUAUUUUUAUUAUUCAGCAAGUCAAAGAAAGAAGAAGAGCGAACUUGUUUCCAAUUUUUAUUUUUAGCUUAAGAUUUAUGGAACUUUAUUUUUUAUAUCCUUUCCAGUUCUUUUGAUUUUAUCUAAAUUGAUGGAUCCUUAUAAAUCAUAUAAAAUAGUUAUUUUAGGGAGUAUGCUUAUGAGAUUAAUUAAUAUUACACUUUUAGUAAGAUUGUUUAUUGGUAAAUCAACAGAUUAUCAAAAGAUUUGUAUUAAAGGAAAAUCCUUUUUAGAUAGAGAGAAAAUGUUGUGA
Messenger RNA from Paramecium sonneborni, 1294 nucleotides. The record is from the annotation of a GenBank genome assembly. NCBI's taxonomy places the organism in Eukaryota, Ciliophora, Oligohymenophorea, Peniculida, Parameciidae.